AUGAGCGCUCCUAGUGCGCAGGCGCCACCUGUCAGCAACCGCCUCUCCCCUCAGCGCGCGCCGCCGCUUCGUUUUAACCCCUGGACUGCCGGAAGCUGGCAGUGUGCGUGCGCCUCGGGCCGCCGCCCCCUCCCGGGGCUCCUUCCUGGCGCUGAGACCGCGCUUGCUGGGGGGCGGGGCGGGGCGGCGAAGGGCUCGAAAGCGGCCGGCGGAGUGAGGAGUCCUCGCUCCCCUGAGAGACAACCAUUUUAUGAGGAAAAACAGAACUCAACUGAAGUACAAGCGCCCACUGAGAGUUCACAGACUGUACGAGAUGUCUCUGCAACAGAAACCAGCAACCAUGUGGCAGAAGAUGAAAUAAAAUCCCAAGAAUUAAAUCUGGAGGAGCAACUGAAAAGCUCAAAAAAUGUGAUGAUGGACUUGAGCACUGAAGUCCUAGGGAAUAUGGUAUUUAGAAAACCUGCAAGAGUGACUUUUAAUUUAGAGGAAACUGAACAGAAAUCAAAGCUAGAACAAGCAUGGAGGAAAAAUCUUUUCGAAAGAAUAGAGGCAAGAGCCCAGGCACUGCAACAGAAAAUAUUAGAUAAGGAUAAUCUGAAGAAGGAAUUAGAAAAAAAAUCUGAAAAACUCUUCCCCAGGGAUAAUUUGGCCAAAGAAUGGUUUAAUACUGAAAGCGUGACUCUGAGUACUCGUACAUAUUUGCUUGACAAACUUCUACCCACCUUAGUUCUUGCAAUGGAAAAAACGUUAGCACAACGAGAAAAGAAGCUUUUGACUGAAGCUGCUCAUCCAACUAAAUUUGAUCCAAUUAUACAUUUGGGAGAAUGCUUAAUGAGAAACAAUCCUAAUUAUAUCAAAGACCCGGGAAUGUCUGGAUACCAGAAGGUGAUGAGAGAGGUCACAGAAAACCUGAAGAUACAUGUUCCUGACACUAUCUGCAACAGAGCUUCCAAAUUGAAGGAGCAUAUUAAACAGAAAAGACAACAAAGGAAGUACCUGCACACAGUCAAAGCCAAGGUGGCUGACAUGCGGAAACAGGCUUUGCAGGAACAGUUUGAUGAGUGGAUUCUAGACCCCAAAGGACUGAUUCCUACAGCAGUGAUUCAAAACGUUCUUCAUGAAUUUUUUAAAAGACCAGAUUUUGAGCUUGAAUUAUAUUGCAAGCAAUUGGAUAUUACUGACUCAAUGGAACCAAGAUUGAGCAAAGCAGAAUUCACAGAAUACAUCUCUUUAUGGGCUGCAGAUCUUAAAAGUGAAAUUUUUGAGGAACUCCUUCAGCACCUUUGCCACUCUGCAGAUGAAUUCCGGGAGAUCAUAAAAACUGACAUGCAGAGACAGAUGUUUGUAGAACUUUUCCUGUAUUGUGACCAUGGGAAGGUAGGGAUUUUGGAUCGGCAGAGAACAUUGGCCUUGCUGGAAGAGUUCUAUGACCAAAGUUCACAAACACUUAGGAGUUUACUCCGAAACCCAAGACAGUGGCCAUUCAUUGAGUUUGAAGAGAUAAAUUUGCUUGAGUUCUGGGGAGACACGGAUAAUCAGAAACACAUUUAUGAAGACUUUGAUGAAGUGUUCUUAAACAUGAAUGCAUUACUUUCUGAAAAAUAUAACAAAACCCUAAAUCAAUCAUUAGAGGACCCAAAAGAUCAACCAGAAUAUGAUGAGCAGAGGACAUCAACAGCACCACCACCUCCACCCGAACAACAAGAGGGAAAAAGUGCAGAUCUGGAGUCACCAAUAAUUUCAAAUGAAGAACAAGGCAGAGAGUUUAAUGCUGAGCAAAAAUUGUACAGAGAUGCAGUAAUAGAACAGGGACCUGACACAGAAUCAACUCUAGAACCAGAGUCAAAUAGAGAAUUAACAGAGGAACAUAGACCACAGAGAGGGUCAACUGCAGAGCAAGGGUCACGCAGAGAAUCAACUGCAGAACAAAGACCACAGAGAGGGUCAACUGCAGAGCAAGGGUCACGCAGAGAAUCAGCUGCAGAACAAAGACCACAGAGAGGGUCAGCUGCAGAGCAAGGGUCACGCAGAGAAUCAGCUGCAGAACAAAGACCACAGAGAGGGUCAGCUGCAGAGCAAGGGUCACGCAGAGAAUCAGCUGCAGAACAAAGAUCACAGAGAGGGUCAGCUGCAGAGCAAGGGUCACGCAGAGAAUCAGCUGCAGAACAAAGAUCACAGAGAGGGUCAACUGCAGAGCAAGGGUCACGCAGAGAAUCAACUGCAGAACAAAGACCACAGAGAGGUUCAGCUGCAGAGCAAGGGUCACGCAGAGAGUCAGUAAUGGAACAAGGACCAUACAGAGACUCAACUGCAGAGCAUGGGUCACGCAGAGCAUCAGCUGCAGAACAAAAAGUGCAAAGAGGGUCCACUGCAGAGCAAGAGUUACUCACAGAGUCAGUGGAAGAACCACACACCGAGUCAGAACAAAGACCACACAGAAAGACAACUUCAGAACAACAGGACGGAGUCGCAGCUUCACAAUCAGCAACAGGUGAAGUUUUGUCUUCUACCUGGAGGAUGAAGUAUGUCAAAUUCGAAGAUGAGGAACAAGCAAACUUAAUCUAUGGUAACUCCAGGUUCACAGAACUACACUCAAUUAUCAGAAGUAUUCAGUCUUUCAAGGAAGUAAAAGGCAGGAGUAUCUUCAAUGGAAGUUCCUUUGAUCUACUCCAGUUUGUACAAUUCCUAGAGACGUUUGUUGGUGAAGAUGUACCCUUGAGUGCCAGUGAGACCCUCACUUCUUUUUUUAAGAAGGGCUAUGUUGAAACAAAAGAAGAGAAAAUGAAUGCCUUAGAAAAGGUUAGACAAAAUGCUUUCCAGAUCCGACAGGGACUUCUCUUAAAAGCCCUUUUUCAGAAAUGGGACAGUGAUGGCUCAGGAUUCCUGGAUCUAGAAGAAAUUGAUAAAAUCUUACAUGCAUACAAGGAUGGAAUGGAAAAAGGAUCUAUGAAGAAAGCUAAGCUACAUAUCCAGUUUCCAAAGCCACGUCCUGGUCAUGAAGUAAAGUUGUCUUCAAAACAGUUUCAGAAAUACAUAGAACUGGUUGUAUCUGAACUCAGGGGUGAUGAAUAUCAAGUUCUGGAAAGUGUUGUGGAAUUUCUGAUGAACUCUGUGGAGAAGAGCCAUACUGAGAGUCUGAGGAAUUGUGCAAGAUGGAAAUGGUUGCAUCAAAUUCAACAUGCUGCAGAGACAAGUGGGGUAUCUCUGGAGCCAGUGUACACUGAGACCUUCAAGACUCUCAACCAGGAUGCGGAAGUCCAUGGAAAUAAAAAGAUAAGUGCUCACAUUUCCCUCUUGGAAGAAAACCGACUUCUACCAGAUAGAGGGACCAUUUUAUUGAGAAAUGUGGCUUGCACCCUAGAUGAUGCUCCAUUUGUAUUGAACAAAGUGCUCUACCAGGAUAUGAAGGGAAUCAGCUUUACAGUAGUGGAUGAAGGGAAGCCAAUUCAUGUCCCACAAGUUCAGUAUCAUGGAAAUGUCUUUUUCUGGGACAAUUCUAAGAAGAAUGAUUGUAAAGGGUCAUUCCUGGCUCUGCCUCUCCAGGAUGCAUAUAUGAGGGUCUUUGGAGUCCUGGCUGUUGACACUCUUAGAGAUCCCCAUGAAAUAAACAUCUUCCUGCCUCACGAGAUCAGAUUCUAUCAGGGUGUUGCCAAUGUCUUCAGCAAUGCUUACCACUAUGUUCACAGCAGGGAGCACAUCUUGCAUGUUGUGAUCACUGGCAUUGGCUGGCUGCUCAGCAACACUUCCAGCAUUGUCUCCAUCACUACCUAUUUUGUUGAGGCCAGCCCAAACCAGGAUUCAGACUAUGUUUUACGCAAAAUGAUGGCCACAGGGCAACAGGGUCUAACAGAAAUCCACGCCAAUCCUCCUACCAUUCUCAGGAAGUCAUGCAUCUUCAGAGAUUUCCUUUUUAAAUGUAUAGACAGUUCUGAAGUUGUUUUGGCCUCUGUCUAUGGGGAGACCCACAUAGUAAUUCCGCUUCGUGAGAGAACAGGAGAGGCUCUGGGACUCCUUGAUGUUAACAUUGGCCACACCAAAAUGUUGUUAUACCAAGAAUAUAAAGAUCUACAGAAAAUGACAAAGAUGAUCCAUGCUGCCUGCUCUGAAAUACUGGGAGAAUUCUCCGGAGAAAUAAAGAAAAACAUUGUUUUAGAAAUUGAAAAAACAGGGGAAGUCCAAAGAGCAGGAAUUCUCUUUUUCCGAGUCAUGCUGCAGGAGCUGCAGCAAUGCUUCCAACUACUCAGUCCCAUGGACUUCGUGUCAGUCUUGAUUUACGAACAUAAACCUCAAGCAGAGCCAAAGUCUCCUCAAGACGGCAAGCCCCAGGAGUUUGAACUCAACAUAAAUCUAAUACGUGACAUUCUGAAAGGAGUUAUUUUAGUCUUUCAUCCAGAGUUGGAAUUUUCAGAUGACUUUGGAAGCUGGGAUCAGUGUAAACUUUAUGUUAACAAGUAUUUAGUGGACCGUAUUUGUUCCUUUGACCCAACUGCUAGCCAUAUGAAAGUUAAUUUACGGGUUAUUGAUGAAAAUAUCAGAGAUCAUUCUCGAAUUGAAGUAUGGAAAUUUGGAAAUAUUGUUAUCGAACUCCUGUACCACUGGUUGCACAUCUGUUCAGCUCUCAUAAAGCUAACCCAAAAACUGGACGGUUCUAUUAGACCUCCAUUUCCCUCCAAGUCUGACCAACAUAUGUAUGCCAAAAUGCCAGGGGAAACUUGAUCAGGAAAAUCCUAGCAGAAUUGGUACUCUAUUUAGGAUACAGUGCUUUGAUAAUGUCCAUUGCUGUUAACUUUAAAAUAUCUUCAAGUGCAAAGAGUGAAGUUUAGACAUAUUUGGGACCUAGACAUUUCCUUUAGUACUUUUUAAAAUCAGAAGUGCUACCUAUGCAGAAAUUUUGUCUAAGAAAUAAUCCGGUUAAGGUAACUACAACCAAAUGUAUUUAAGAGUAUUAUAAAAUAUGUUUGAAGUCCCCUUUGUGAUGUGAGCUUUGGAUAUGCCAAAGAGACUACAAUAGUUGAUUGGGUAUUUUUCACUCUUUUGUGGUACAAACUACAGAAAACUGUGGAUUUAUAUAAAAAUACCGGGUUUUUAUUUUUUAAAUCAAAAGAGUACCAAAUAAUAAAAAUUUUAAGAAAUACA
This is a messenger RNA of Cavia porcellus (domestic guinea pig), 5136 nucleotides long. RefSeq names its product EF-hand calcium binding domain 5 (gene Efcab5). The transcript has 22 exons. Lineage: Eukaryota; Metazoa; Chordata; Mammalia; Rodentia; Caviidae. Bases 1 to 4716 code for a protein of 1571 amino acids. The record is from RefSeq and is a predicted model, not a curated record. Gene Ontology annotation, molecular function: calcium ion binding.